CCCGUGUGUGUGUGCGGCUGUGCGAGCGCGCGUGUCUCCCUCGCCGCCGCUCGCACACGCUCAGGCACUAGUGCAGGCUGCGAGCCGGCGGCGCCGGGCUCCGCUCGCUCACCCGGCCGCUCCGCUCCGCUCCGCUGCGCUGCGCUGCGCUCCCUCCACGCCGCCGCCUCUGCAGCCGCAGCCGGGCAUGGACUCGCCCGGACGGGAGCACGCUGCCGCCGCCGCCGCCGCCGCCGCCCGGAGCCGCGCGCGGGGGAUGGGGCUGCCCGGGAGGCGCGCGGAGCCCGCAGGGGGAGCGCCGAGCCGGCGCGCGGCGUGAGAGCCCGAGCAGCCCGCGCGGGCCGGUCCGUGCGCACCGCGCGCCGUCGCCGCCCUCCCUCCCUCCCUCCCUCGCUCCCUCCCGCGCCUCGAUGGCGCCAUCGCCCCGGCGCCGCUGACCGCCCAGCCCGCCCAGCCGCGCUCCGACCCGCCGGCGGGCCCGGCUGCCGCCGAGCUUCCCGCGCAGCCCGCCCGCCCGCCGGCCCGCCAUGGCGCUGCGGCGCCUCCUGCUGCUGCUGCUGCUCUCGCUGGAGUCGCUGGACCCGCCGCCCCGCGCUCUCGCCGCCCGCGGCCGCGCCGCCAACCGGACCCUGAGCGCGGGCGCCGGCGCCGCUGCCGCUGCCGCUGCCGUCGGGGGCCGGCGUCCCGGGGGCGCCCUGGCCCGGGGCGGCCGCGAGCUGAACGGCACCGCCCGGCUCCCGGAGGCGGGCAGCCGGCGGGGACAGCCCGCCGCGCCGGUGGCGGUGGCGGCCGCGGCCAGCUCGACCGUCACCUACGAGACGUGCUGGGGCUACUACGACGUGAGCGGCCAGUACGACAAGGCGUUCGAGUGCAACAACAGCGAGAGCGGCUACCUGUACUGCUGCGGAACCUGCUACUACCGCUUCUGCUGCAAGAAGCGCCACGAGAAGCUGGACCAGCGCCAGUGCACCAACUACCAGAGCCCCGUGUGGGUCCAGACGCCCAGCACCAGGGUGGUGUCGCCGGGGCCCGAGAACAAGUACGACCCCGAGAAGGACAAGACCAACUUCACCGUCUACAUCACCUGCGGGGUGAUCGCCUUCGUCAUCGUGGCCGGCGUCUUCGCCAAGGUCUCCUAUGACAAGGCCCACCGUCCUCCACGGGAGAUGAACAUCCACAGGGCUCUGGCUGACAUCUUAAGACAACAGGGACCUAUCCCUAUAGCACACUGUGAAAGAGAAACUAUCUCGGCUAUUGAUACCUCUCCCAAAGAUAACACGCCGGUCAGAUCCUCCUCCAAAAACCACUACACCCCUGUGCGUACAGCCAAGCAGACUCCAGGGCAUUAUGGGAAGGAUGCUUACCGAAGUGGAGGACCAGAUCUCCAUAACUUCAUCUCAUCUGGAUUUGUCACUUUAGGAAGAGGACACACGAAGGGUGAUCGCCAGUAUAAUCAUCCGAUUUUAAGCAGUGCGACCCAGACCCCUACACAUGAGAAGCCCCGGAUGAACAACAUCCUGACAUCAGCCACGGAGCCCUAUGACCUCUCCUUCUCCCGCUCUUUCCAGAACUUGGCCCACCUGCCCCCAUCCUAUGAGUCUGCAGUGAAGACCAAUCCGAGCAAGUACUCAUCUCUGAAGAGGCUAACUGACAAGGAGGCUGAUGAGUAUUACAUGAGGCGGAGGCACCUGCCUGACCUGGCAGCCCGAGGCACCCUCCCACUCAACGUCAUCCAGAUGUCACAGCAGAAGCCGCUACCACGGGAGAGACCACGCCGGCCUAUCCGGGCCAUGUCCCAGGACAGGGUCUUGUCCCCAAUGCGGGGUCUGCCGGAUGAGUUUGGCAUGCCCUAUGAUCGCAUCCUGUCUGAUGAGCAGCUGCUUUCCACGGAGCGUCUGCAUUCCCAGGACCCGCUGCUGUCCCCAGAGCGGACGGCCUUCCCCGAGCAGUCCCUGUCCAGGGCCAUCUCCCACACGGACGUGUUUGUGUCCACGCCUGUGCUGGACCGCUACCGCAUGACCAAGAUGCACUCCCAUCCCAGUGCCUCCAAUAACUCCUACGCCACCCUGGGCCAGAGCCAGACAGCAGCCAAGCGCCACGCCUUCGCCUCACGCAGGCACAACACCGUGGAGCAGCUACACUAUAUCCCGGGCCACCACACCUGCUACACAGCGAGCAAGACGGAAGUGACCGUGUGACCAGUGGAGCCCAGCUGGGCACUUGGCGGGGUGGGGUGGGGCAAAACAGAGCAGGGGUCAGGAGCAGAACUGCCAGCCUUUUACUUGUCCCUUUCCCUUUCUGGGUCUCCUCGGUUGGAGGUAGGGGUGGGCCACCUUGUCCAGAAAACCGCACCCCUGCUCACAUGGCCUGGUCCGACACACGCAGAUUCAGGACUUAGAGUGUUUGCUUUUGCCCUUCAAUAGAACCAACAGAGCAAGGAGAGGGCGGGACCCCAGUUGUAACCGUGCCCCUCUCGUCAAUGCCCUUCAGUCACACAUCCUCCUCCCCAUCCAGGGGACUCUGCCCAGGUUCUGUCGGCUAAAAGACCCUCACCGGACCCUGAUCUAAAACUGUCUGGAUUGGAACAGGCCAGUAGGUGCAGUCAGUGGGCUGACCAAAUAGGCUACUCGGUCUUAUCCAUUUACCUAGAACCACAUCACAGAAAUCUUCUAGUGCCUAAACACUACCUGCUUGCUCUCUGAGACAGAGGGCUGCUGUGUUAUAAGCACAAUACUGAUUUUCUUCUGCCUGCUGGAACUCUCUGGUCUCCACCAAGUGAAUGACCCUUCCUUUGCUGACCCUGGCCCUUUCUUCAUCCCCCCGUGGGACAAGGAGUCUUCCCCUCCCGCAGCUGCCUGCCCUUGCUGGAAUCCCUGCCCCAUUCCAGCUGGCUGAUGUCGCCCUGGUCCUGGGAUGGGGGAAAGUUUGCUCCUCCAGCCUCUCUGUUUUACCCUCCAGUUCUCUGAGGCUUUAACUCUUGGGGUGCAGGGACCUUAGGGGAGACCUCCUGACCACCUGUUUAUCUCCCCCACUGCCUCCAGGCCUGUAGGUCUGAACUUUGCCCAGUACUCGGGCCUGCCUUCCCUGCCCUUGCUCUGUUCCCAAGGUAUGCCUGCUGUGGUCAGAAAGAGCCAGGGUGGGGAGGGUCACUGUGAUGCCUGGGAUCUCAGGGGCUCACCAUUCCCAUCCUCCAAGGCUCUGCUUGUCCCCCACCAUGCAGCUCAGGCAGGACAGAAGCAGAAGCUUGUUAGAGAGAUGACGCUCAGCCCCAAACAAGGAAGACCUUCCUGAGGCUGGCUGUCCUGCACCCACCUGCUCCUCUUCCACAUUUCUGCCUGCUCCCUGAGCUCCUUCUCCACCAAGCUCUCUUUCUCUCCUGCCUUCCCUUUCCCCGCGAUGCAUCUUCUCCUGUGUCCUUGGUUCCAUUACUGACCCCUGGCUGCCCUUUCUCACACCACUGGAGCAAAGGAACAAAGACCCAUUGGCAAAUGCAGAUGAACAAAUGCAGAUGAUCCAGGCUCCUGGUUCGGGAGCUAACUGGGCACCUCCCCAGCUCACUGGUCCUUCCCUGCAGGGGGCACUGUAGCAUCAGUCAGAUACAUGCCUACCCUCAGCUCUGUGAGGGGACCCCCAAAGAUAGCUCGUCACAGCACCUUCUCUCUCUCAAAAAUGGGGGUGGAGGUGUUCCCACCACUGGGGAGCUAACAGUGGACACAGCAGCACCUUACCCCCCAACAAUACUGGAGAAAGAGACAUAAGAGGCUCCCCCAUCCUCAGGGAUAGGGAACAUCUCUCUGAUGUGGGGCCAGGAGGAAUCAGCUCCAGACCAUUGGAUGAAAGUGUAAUACUAAAAUCAUACCAUCACCAGUCAGAUUCCAACACCGAUGCCUUUAAGGAGGAUUUUAUGUUCCCUUACUUCCACAUGGAUAAUCUUUUAAAAAGGUAGGGUGGGGAAGACUCAUCUGCCCUGGGAAUUUUUAACCUAACCAAGUCCAAAACUACAAAGAAAACCAGUGGACUGCUUCCUCUUACAGAUUCAACAGUUCUGAACCUCUCUCCUCCUCUCCCCAAAGCUCCCCUUCCAGCCUGAACAGGACUGGGUCAUAUGAAUCACAAGGGGGUAGAGAUUGGGGGUCUGACUGAAGCCCUCAGCAUCCCCACUGGGAAAGUGUCCCAGGGACCUUGAGGCUGGGAGACAAGGACUGAGGCCCUCUGCUUUCUUUCCUGCAAACACAUAAACCUUCUGAAGGGCUGGUCCCCGUGGGUUUAUGAGCAUUUGUUCCAGAAGGUAAGACUAAAGGAGGUGAAGAGAGGAAAUGGAUCUGCAUAGAAGCAAAAGGAUGUCUCACAGCUGGCCCCAGACCCCUCAGAACCCCUACCGCAUGGCCAGUUCCCCUGAACACCACCCGCUUGUGGGGAAGGGAAGGGAAAGGAAAGGAUGCUCACGGGCAGGUGAGAAUCUCUUCCCAGGCUCUUUGUAUACUACAUGCUAAACCAGAGCCCUGUCUGAUCCUACCAAAACAUCCUCUGUUCUUCCAGGUUCUCCAGCCCUCAGGGGAAUCUCUCCCUGGGCUCCCUGCCCCAGCCUUCUCUCCUGCAAGGUGUGUUUCUGUCUGUCUCAGGGUUUGUUUGAUAGGUUGAUUGCAAAUUAGUUUUCAUUGCCAAGUCUUACCACUGUCAGGUUUAAAAUGUCUUUCCUCAGUUGAAUCAUCAGUCGGGAUGCUUAUUCCUUGCGAAGGAUUUCUUCUGCUUCAGCCUGAGGUCUAGAGUGAAGAAAAGGAGAGACAGAAAAAGGAGGAUGGUGGGAAAGAAAGAUAAAAAGAGAUAAAGACAUAAGCCUACAAACUCGCUCCAGUUCACAUCCCAUUUCAAAACCCAGAAAACUGUGUCUUAACUGGGACAUGAAGGGACAGUAAUCACCCCCUAGUCACAGUUUUGUAUUACUCUUUCAGUUGCUUGCAGUAGUCACGGUCCAAAACUAGUAAUAUUUGCCCAGACUAAAACAUUGAGAGCAUAUUCAUGUAGCUUUGUUUUUAGUCACAGUAUACUGAUGUAAUUGUCCCCUGGCUCUGGAACCCAGAUACCACAGCUUCCAGCCCAACCGUGCUGGUGGCCUCUGCCACACAUAGAAGGUCCAUUCCUCCCUCCUAAAGGACACCUGUCCCUAGCAAAAGAAUCCUAAAGCCCAAGAUUUUCCUCUUCUCGUUUUGUUCCCCCGUUGCUGUGCUAGGAAUGGACUGGGUUCUGCACAGGUUUUCCCUGACUUGGAUGUCCUUCUGGGAGCUCUCUGUGCCCCUGUCCUUCCUUCCCUGAAAAUUUUGCUUCUUCUAGUGAGUUCUUGGGUCUAAGCACUCAAUGGUCACAAAGGCUUUGCAAGAAUCCCGUAAGCUCCUAAAUGGAUUUCUACCCUCAGGGACCCCUUUGGGAGUCAGGUCUGCGUCUCUUAGAGAGUUCCCACUUCCUCCAGGCUAAAGUUCCUCCCCUUCCUCUGUCACUUCCGCUUCCGGCUUUUCUUCUUGUCCUCUGUUUCCUUGUUUACCUUCCUUCAUCCCAAAUUUAUUUUUCCUGGUCCUGCUGUAGUCUCUAGUUUUCAGAAUUAGGGUUCUGGAGGAAACCUGUAGAAAAACCAGACAUUCUUCAAAUCCUCUGUUGUCUCUCUGGUUUAUCUUUCAAUUCCCAUACCUGUGAGUUGGUAUUCUAGGGUAUGAUGCCAGGGGAUUUCCCCCUUUGACCCUUGGGAGGGAAAGGAGAGGCUGCUGGGCUGGAGGUGUUACAGCCAAAAGAUCAGCUUUGGUUCCUACUCCUGCAAAAUCCCUGAAGCUCCUGGCCCAGUCUGCUACUAGCCCAGAGGCUCCCGCUCCAGCCAAAUUUUUAUAGCUUGGGGGACUCUCGCCACCCACUCCCCCUUCCCACGAAUCUCCGCACAGUUACUGCUUUGUCUCAGAAGAUUUGAAGGCGUCAGGACUCUCCAAGCAUGGAAGAGUACCCAUCCCAACGCCCCUGCCACCAAACAAUCCAUCUCCUUCAGAGAUACCCUGUCCAGCAUCUUCCUCCUACCCUGAUUCCUUCCAUAGCCAACCGUGGACUUGACACAAGGUAACAGUUUGAAAGGGCUGCAAAUCCCAUGGACCCUAGAAGGCACCUGCUCUGAGAAGAGCUGGCUCAUUACCUUCUACACAUGCAUUCCUGUGAUCCUCCCCUAACCCGGGGAACUUUGCUCAUGAUUGUGUUUAAGGAAGCCUGUUGUGUUUCAGUGAAGUAUUUUAGGGAGUUAAAUGUUAUUUUUUUAUAAAAUGAAGCAUUUUAAUGGUAUAUGCAGUAUGAAAGGUUAACCUUCCUGGGCUCUGUGUUUGAUUUUGGAAGGUGACAUACUCAAGGAGAAAAAGGUACAGGGCUGAGGCUCUGGAGACAUGGCUUCCAGGCCUGGCGCUGUCUCUAUCCUACAAUGUGACCAAGAGGAUUCACAUUCCAGCUCGGUACCUCAGUAUCCCCAUUUGUAAAAUGAGGGGCUUCAGUUACAUGAGAUUCCAAGUUUCACUCAACUCUCACACUCUAGGAUUUUCAUUCCUCAUCUGCAACCUUUGUCUUUUUUCCAUAUUCUUCCCCACCUCAGAUGAGUUGCACACGCCCCCACCUAUGCCUGCCCCCUACGACAACAUCCUCAGACACCCCACAUAGCCACCAGACUCCUCAUCAGAGCCUGGAGUUGGUCUGAUGGUCUUGGUCACCCGUGGAUGCUGAUGAUUAAGGGCCUGACCAUUCAGCAUGACAGCCACCAUGGGUCACGAGGCCUCUCGGGCAGACACACCUAAGCCACCUAGCUGUCUGUGUCACUAGGAAAUCCUGAGUUUGGAGUUUUCAUUUUGAUGUGGUCCUUAUUAAAGCUGGAGGGAGGCAGUUCCAAUUUCAGAGAGGGGAUGGACUGGAAAAGAACGAUUGAAGUUCAGCCAAGAAGUUUGGACGUGGAGUUUGUAUCUCAGGACAGCUGGAAAACACAGUCCAACCCUCAGAGAUGCAUUCUUGGCAAAGGUUCCAUGUGGCAAAGAUGAUAUUGUAUCCCACUCUGGAAUGUUCUCCAGAACACCGAGACUGGACACAAGGCUCCAUUCCACCUGAAGAGGAGGAGGCACCCAACCUGGGCUGCUAGGAGGUGGGCACCCACUCCAUCCUAGUAUCUUUCUAUCCCCUCCUUAUGACAUGACUGCCCUCCCAGUGAAGGCUUUUGAAGCAAGAAAUGGAGAGUCCAAGUCGGUAUCAUCAAAACCCAUCUUGUAAAUCGGAAAGCAUAUUAACCUUUCAUCACUCAGAAAAGGACACCGUGUGUUUCCUUAAUACCCUUCCUGCUGAGGGGAGAGAAGACCCUGCUUAGCUUCUCUGCCCAUCCUGCAGUGACCCUUGAAUGCAGGACCCACUCAUUUGCUUUGUAGUGGAAAAAAAAAUUUCCUCUAGUUCUAUAACACAACUAGAUAUUUUGUAGUAAAGAAUUCUUGAAAUUCUCUAAUCAAAAGCAAUUCUUACUAUAAUAUUUUUAGUUUGGGGACACACUUUCCUAAGGGGAAUUAAUGAACAUUUUUAUGCAUUAGCCCAAUUUAUGGAUUCCAUGUUUAUUAUAUAUGGUAGCAUUGAUGAAAAUUACCUUUCUAUCUGUACCUGGGCAGUUUCUUCAUUACUCGUGUAAGCUCACAACGAGCAACGCUGUUGUCAUGCUCCUGUAUAAAUCUCACUGUCACCCUUUCCUGUCAAAGCACAUUCUAUAUGUACUGUAAACCCAUAUCACUUUAGUAAGAUUUAGUCUUAAGGAUUUUUCCACUUUUGUCAGUAACAGAUAUUUAUGGAUUAAAAAAAAAUAAAGCUGUUUCAACAUAA
Cavia porcellus (domestic guinea pig) is the source of this 7866-nucleotide messenger RNA. RefSeq names its product shisa family member 6 (gene Shisa6). Gene Ontology annotation, cellular component: postsynaptic membrane; postsynaptic density; AMPA glutamate receptor complex. Gene Ontology annotation, biological process: regulation of short-term neuronal synaptic plasticity; regulation of AMPA receptor activity. The record is from RefSeq and is a predicted model, not a curated record. NCBI's taxonomy places the organism in Eukaryota, Metazoa, Chordata, Mammalia, Rodentia, Caviidae. The transcript has 7 exons. Bases 528 to 2198 code for a protein of 556 amino acids.